Molecule: messenger RNA, 525 nt
Organism: Haliotis rubra (blacklip abalone)
Lineage: Eukaryota; Metazoa; Mollusca; Gastropoda; Lepetellida; Haliotidae
Exons: 1
Coding region: 1-525 (174 amino acids)
Source: RefSeq, a predicted model, not a curated record
AUGAAAGCAAAGGACAUAAUUUGUGAUUCCAAAAAGGAAACAAAGCCAGUAUUUCCAUAUGGGGUGGAUACAGCACUACCGGUUGCAGGAACUUUUAAGGCAGAUAUUAAAGCUGGUGAGAUGACACUGAAUGAGGUGGAAUUCAUUGUCGUUAAGAGGGAUGGUCCUUCUCUUCUUGGUAGAAAGACAUCACAGAAACUAGGAGUUUUGAAACUGGGAAACAGUGUUAACUCACUACAUACAACUAUAGACUUUGUGAAAGCCUUUCCAGAGUGUUUUGAAGGUUUUGGCAAAUUGAAAGAUUACCAGUUGAACAUUCCUAUAGAUAGCUCAGUGCAACCAGUAAUACAGAAUCUAAGAAGUGUACCCUAUCACUUGAGAGAAAGAUUGAGCCAGAAAUUAGAGGAACUUGAGAAACUGGACAUUAUAGAGAAAGUUGAUGAACUAAGCAAAUGGGUUUCACCCAUAGUGAUUGUUCCAAGCCCGGAAAGAUAUACGGGUGUGUGUGGACAUGAGAGUGGCUAA